Molecule: messenger RNA, 2447 nt
Organism: Vespa velutina
Lineage: Eukaryota; Metazoa; Arthropoda; Insecta; Hymenoptera; Vespidae
Product: homeobox protein Nkx-2.2a-like
Exons: 4
Coding region: 1079-1999 (306 amino acids)
Biological process (GO): cell differentiation; regulation of transcription by RNA polymerase II
Cellular component (GO): nucleus
Molecular function (GO): DNA-binding transcription factor activity, RNA polymerase II-specific; RNA polymerase II cis-regulatory region sequence-specific DNA binding
Source: RefSeq, a predicted model, not a curated record
GUAUCUCAAAAGAAUAAUGAUCAAAUGUGAACUUGAAAAUCUAUCGAUUAUUUAGAAUAAAUUUGUUCUUAAAAAGAAACAAAGGAAAAAUGAUAGAUGCUGAUAUUGUAUUAGGUCAAUUUCCAUAAGGGGUGGAAGCAAUGGAUUCGUUGGCUAAGCGAAAUGAGGGGAUGAGUAUAUAAAAUCUCCGCCCCUUUUCGUAGAACCGCCCCUGGCUUCGAGGGUGCUUCAGUGAACGAAACGGAACGGAGGUAGGGACACUAGCGGUCAAGUGUUCGUCGAGUACACUCAAAAACGACAAGAAGAGUCCUUCACCUUUUGCGAAAAGGGACUCGAGAGACGAGCUACUUAAAAGUAGGCCGAGACACUUCGUCAGUGAACACGUGAAAACUUGCGAACCGUUCGGAUCGGCUUCGUAUUUAUUUGUGUAUAUGUGCGCGUGUGUGCGCGCGCUGGCGCGUGUGUGUGUGUGUACAUUUGUGUAUGUGAUUUUUUAAUUUUUUUCUUUAUAUUUUCUUUAUGUUUCAAAUUUGGUGAUAAACUGAUGUAACAAUUUAGAAGAAAAAAAAAAAAAAAAAAAAAAAAAAAAAAAGAAAGAAGAAGGAUGAGGAAUUGUGAAGUAUUAUAUCAAUUCAGAGUUGUGGGAUCAAGGUGUGUUUCAUUAAGAAACUAUAAAAAGACUGUUCAAGAUUAAAUUGUUUUUUUAAAGAAAAAGAUAUGAAACAAAUUUUAAAAAGAUAAAAAUAUUAAAAGAUAGAGAGAGAGAGAGAGAGAGAGAGAGAGAGAGAGAUAAAAAAAGAUAAAAAAAAUACAAAAGAAUCAGAAUUUUCAAUAGAAGAAAAGUAAUCCGUUUGACAUGUUCCAACAUUAACAAAAAUAGGAAAAGUGCGUAAAAACAGACAGUUCUUUAGGAAUCUUAUAGAAAUUAGAAAACAGAGAGAGAAAGAGAGAAAGAAAGAGAGAGAGAGAGAGAGAGAGGGGGGAAGGGAGAGAGAAAGAGGAUUUGAAUGGAAGAACAGUGAUUAGAGAUGUUUCAACAACAUUAAAGACUCUUGCAAGUCUUAAUUGAACUUUCACAAUGGCGGACAAGAAUAAAAUUCUGCCCUGGCCACUUCUACCCUAUCCAGCCAGUCUUUUGAAUCAUGUUUGGUACAGUCAACUCGCAUUAAAUACUAGAAUAUUAGAAAGUAUGAAAAUGCCAGCUAGAACGUCAGGUUUUCACAUAAGUGAUAUAUUAGAAUUAAAUGAUGCUAAACCAUCUCAAGAAGAGAAUGAAGUUCAAGGAAGUACAACUGUUCUACCGACGGCGAAUGACGUUCCAUCAGCCUAUCAACAAUUUUUAGAACACACGACAGCAGCCAUGUUACAACCAGCAAUGCAUGCGAAUCUUAACAGGGGUAGUUUGCCACCACCACCCCCAGCAUUACUUGGCUGGCCAAGUGGACCUACAGCUUUACCAACGACACUACCACAACCUUUAGAAGAAGUAAACAUUCUCCAACAGCCAGACUCGACGAGUCCAGCAAUCUCAGAGCUAUCCUUCCCGUCGCAACAAGAGAACAGUCACGAGUCUAAGGACGAAGAGUCACAGGAUUUCGAGGAGGAACAUCCGAACGGUGAAACACAAAGUCACGAGGCUGAACAUAAAAAGAGGAAACGACGAGUAUUAUUUUCUAAAGCUCAAACUUAUGAGCUUGAGAGAAGAUUUCGUCAACAGAGAUAUCUCAGUGCACCGGAAAGAGAACACCUAGCAUCGAUUAUUCGAUUGACCCCAACGCAAGUUAAGAUUUGGUUUCAAAAUCAUAGGUAUAAGACGAAACGUGCGGCAACUGAAAGAGUCGAAGCUGGUGGAAGUGGUUGUUCACCAAGAAGAGUAGCAGUUCCAGUGUUAGUAAGAGAUGGUAAACCAUGUCAAUCAAAACUGAUGGAACCAACAACUUAUCCCGGGAAUGGUCAAGUGCCUAUGGCUCCUUACAUGCAAAAACCAUACUGGUGGUAAGACUUAAUUGAUUAACAAAUAUGUGAGGUCGCAUUAGGACGGCCUUGAACACCUUUAUAAACCUCGUCAGAUCUAGUCAGGAUUAAGGCGUUAUCAAUGAAGAAUAGAAAAAGUGAUGUUUUAAGAGAUCCUGACUGAAAAUCAAUGAACAAGGGAUUCAUUUGUUACCUUCAUUAAAAAACCAAAGAGAAUUUAUUUGGGACGAUUUAAACAAUUAAAUGCUCGUCUCGUAUUAAAAGAAUUCCUGACGAGAAUGUGAUCUUAAUAGUGCGAAUGGAAUGAAAUAAUACAAAAAAAAAAAAAAAAUAAAAUAAAUAAAAUAAAAUAAAAUAAUAAAAAUAAAAAUAAAAAUACAAAUAAAUAAUCGUGUAAAUUCGAUCUCGUAUAGAUGAAUGUGUAAUGACUCAUUAUCUUCGUAUAGGACGUAGUGUGAUACGUACGAAUGAAA